AUGACCACCAAACAAGCCAAAAAGAAAGAAGUGCAUCGUAUCAACUCAGCGCACGGAUCGGAGAAAUCUAAAGAUCAGUACUUUUCUGGCGGUAAUGUACAAUCUAGUUCUGUUGAACAAAAGAAGGGGAAAUUCCCGAUCUGGCCAGAGUGGAGUGAAGCUGACAUAAAUGCAGAAAAGUGGGACGCAGGAAAAGCUGCAAAAGAAAAGGACAAAACAGGCAAAAGCCCUAUAUUUCAUUUUUUUGAAGACCCUGAAGGCAAGAUUGAAUUACCACCCUCCUUGAAAAUUUAUACCUGGAAACGUCCACAGGAUAUUAUAUUUCAUCGAACUCCGGUAGUUGUGAAAAAUGAAAUCACGUUUGAUUUGUUUUCAGCAAAUGAGCAUUUAAUCGGCAGUGAGCUGAUGAGAUGGAUUAUCAGUGAAAUCUAUGCAGUAUGGAAGAUAUUUAAUGGAGCCAUUCUGAAUAAUUAUUUUAAAGGGAAUCCAGGGGAUUCUCCUGUUCUCGCCUGGAAGCCUUGGGAACAUAUAUAUUCUCUGUGCAAGGCUGUGAAGGGUCACAUGCCUUUGUUCAAUAGCUAUGGGAAGUAUAUUGUCAAACUUUACUGGAUGGGUUGCUGGAGAAAAAUAACUAUCGAUGACUUUCUGCCAUUUGAUGAAGAUAACAAUCUCUUGCUUCCAGCUACAACCUAUGACCUCGAACUCUGGCCAAUGCUGUUGUCUAAAGCUAUCAUUAAGCUAGCAAAUGUUGACAUCCACGUGGCACACAGAAGAGAACUGGGGGAGUUUACAGUCAUUCACGCACUCACAGGGUGGUUACCCGAAGUCAUUUCUCUUCACCCAGGGUAUGUGGACAAAGUCUGGGAGCUCUUGAAAGAAAUAUUGCCUGAAUUUAAGCUUCCAAAUGAGCUGGGCUCUGAAAGUAAAAUAACAGUGAUUGAUACCAAAUUAAAAGAACUGGGGAAAGAAGUAAAAGAUGGCAAAGAGGUGAAAGAAGUGAAAGAUGGAAAAGAAGGGAAAGACGUCAGAGAUAACAAACCGGAAAACUCACUGACAACACUCAAAGUGCCUGAGAAAAGUGACAGAGUUCCAAAGGAGAAAGCAGAUGUAAAAGACCUUGGGAAGAAGAGGAGUAAAGAUGGCGAAAAGGAAAAGGAAAAAUUCAAAUUCUCACUUCAUGGUUCAAGACCCUCAUCAGAUGUGCAAUACUCUCUGCAGUCCCUAUCAGACUGUUCUUCGGCAAUACAGUCCCCUCACAUGGUUGUGUACGCUACCUUUACUCCUCUCUAUUUGUUUGAAAAGAAGAUCUUUUCAUUAGAGAAGAUGGCAGAUUCUGCUGAGAAGCUUAGAGAGUAUGGACUGUCCCAUAUCUGUAGCCAUCCUGUGCUGGUAACUAGAACUAGGUCUUGUCCUCUUGUACCACCACCAAAACCGCCUCCCGUACCUCCCUGGAGGCUCAUUCGUCAAAAAAAGGAAACUGUUGUGACAGAUGAAGCCCAAGAACCAAUAGUGAAGAAACCCGAACAGUUUCUUGAGAUUUCAAGUCCCUUUUUGAAUUAUAGAAUGAAUCCUUUUACAAUUCCAACAGAAACGCAUUAUGUACAAUCUUUCAUUAAGAAAGGGAUGCCUCCAGGAUCUGGUUUAUCUACCCUCACUGAGAGUGAUGAAACUGCAAACCUUAGCCUGGCAGACGUGAAUCAAUUAACAGGAAAUGUAUCUCAGGGAAAUGUUGCUUCACAAAUUGUACUUGGAAAAGACGAACAAACAGACCUUGGAUUGAAUGACCCAGCACAUCCACCUGAAGGAAUGAGUUACCAAGAUUUUGUCACCCAGAUGGCAGCAACACAGGAUAAAUCGCAGGAAGAGCUUACAUCAAUAAAUACUACUGUUUCUAAAGAAAUAUGGUUAGAUUAUGAAGACUUCUGUGUAUGUUUCCAGAAUAUAUAUAUUUUCCAUAAGCCAAGUUCAUAUUGUCUUAACUUUCAGAAAACAGAAUUUAAGUUCUCAGAGGAACGUGUGUCCUACCAUCUAUUUGUGGAUAGUCUAAAACCAAUUGAACUACUGGUUUGCUUUUCUGCGUUGGUUCGCUGGGGAGAAUCUGGAGCCUUAACAAAAGACAGUCCUCCCAUAGAGCCUGGGCUACUUAUAGCUGAAAUGCCUUCUUGGAAAUCUCUGAAGACACGCAACCUUGUUCUGAAGAUUCAUACAUAUGCUACUAAGGCCACAAUGGUUCGCCUGCCUGUCGGGAGGCACAUGCUGCUCUUCACUAUAUAUUCCCCCGUAGGACAUUCCAUACAAAUCUGCAGCAUGGUGAAUUUUGUCAUCGGUGAUGAAGAUACUGUGCUGCCCAACUUUGAGCCGGAGAGCUACCGAUUUACAGAUCAGGCUUUAACAAUUAUGAAAGCUAUUGGAAAUGUUAUUGCUAAUUUCAAAGAUAAGGCUAAACUUAAUGCAGCUCUGAAGGAUUUGCAAGCAGCUCACUACCCUGUGUCCCUCCAGGAUAAAGAACUAACUGCUCAACACUUCAGGGUUUUUCAUAUUUCUUUAUGGCGUUUAAUGAAAAAAAUUCAAGUAGUGAAAGCUUCUUCCAACUUCAAGUUUGCAUUUCGUGCUAUGGUUUUGGACUUGGAUUUACUGGAUUCCUCAUUUGAGGAAGGCUCUUUGGUAGAGUGGGUAGAUGUUAAAUAUUCUUCACCAGCAUGCGAUAAACAGUAUUCUCCCGAGGAAGUAGCAGCAGCAGUUAAAAUUCAAUCCAUUUGGCGAGGAACUUACGUUAGAUUACUAAUGAAAGCCAGAAUACCAGACACAAAGGAAAAUAUCAUUGUUUCAGAUACUCUUCAAAAAGUUUGGGCUAUACUGGAAAUGAAUCUAGAACAAUAUGCAGCUUCUCUCUUAAGACUAAUGUUUAAAAGCAAGUGCAAGUCUAUUAAAUCCUAUCCAUGCUACCAAGAUGAAGAAACUAAGAUUGCUUUUGCUGACUAUACAGUGAACUAUCCAGAUCAGCCACCAAAUUCUUGGUUUAUAGUUUUCAGAGAAAUAUUUCUGGUUACUCAAGACAUGAUUGUGGUCCCCAAAGUAUACACUACCCUUCCAGUCUGUAUUCUCCAUGUUGUUAAUAACGACACAAUGGAACAAGUGCCAAAGGUGUUCCAAAAAGUGGUACCUUAUCUCUAUACCAAGAACAAGAAGGGAUACACAUUUGUGGCUGAAGCAUUUACGGGUGAUUCAUUUGUACCAGCUUCCAAAUGGAAACUACGCAUCAUUGACUCUUAUAAUCCACUCCCAUGUCUAUCUCGAGAUUUUCCAAGCAAUACCUUCGCCAUGAAAGAAAUCAGAGAUUAUUACAUACCCAACGAUAAGAAAAUUUUAUUCAGGUAUUCAGUUAAAGGUGCAUUACCACAUCCUGUUACGGUGCAGGUACGCACAUCCAAACCAGAUGCAUUCAUCAAACUACAGAUCCUUGAAAAUGAAGAAUCUAUUGUGAGCGCCAUUGGGAAAGGCCAAGCUAUAAUCCCGGCAUUUAACUUCUUGGGGAAUGAAAAAGAUCUGAGCUCCCAGUCUAGCAAGCAAAUUCUUUUUACUCAUACUCCCUCCAAGAAAGAGCAAGAAUCGUAUAUGAAGAAGAAGUCAGCCAUAGGAAGUCAGAAAGCCUAUAAAAGUAGACCUGGAAGUGCAAUAAUAGACAUGGGUCAGACUGUUAUGGAUGACGAAAUUAUCAGUGUGCCCACUAUAGAAGAAAAUCCUAGCACACCACAGCAGGCUUACAAGUACAUUAUACAGUGUUUGGUGUUGUAUAACAGUUGGCCUCUCACCGAAAGUCAGCUGACAUUCGUCCAAGCACUAAAAGACUUAGAGAAAAAUGAUAUCAAAGCUCAAGCAGAGAAACAUGAGGAAUCAAUUACCUUGGGAAGCCCAGAUUCCCAUACUAUUAGUGAGGGACAAAAGUCUUCAGGGACUUCUAAAACAAGGAAAGGCAAAGAAAAGUCUUCUGAGAAAGAAAAGACAGCCAAAGAAAAACAAGCACCGCGGUUUGAGCCCCAGCUGUCUGCUGCUCAUUCUCAACAAGACGACCCCAAUAAACCCUAUUGGGUUUUAAGGCUGGUCACUGAACACAAUGAAGCUGACUUACUUGAAGUGAAAAAAGAUACAGAACGAGCAGAUGAAAUCCGAGCCAUGAAGCAAGCCUGGGAGAUGACUGAGCCAGGAAGAGCAAUCAAGGCUUCUCAGGCUCGUUUGCAUUACCUCAGCCGGUUCUUUAAGAAGACGACUGAUACUGAGGGUGGCCCAGUGGGUGAAGGUCAAGUUAAACCAGCAGAAGAAGAAACGCCUGCAAUUAUUGUAAAGGAGCUAGACACAAAGAGUGCUGUGAGUUCCGAUGGCAAAGAGGCUGCCCCAGCAGGGAGCAUGCUGUGGAAGAAGUGGCAGAUGAGCAAGAGCGUAAAAGACCUGCCAAAAGCUGUAAGCAGUGAAAGCGGAACUACAGCGUUCUUGGCAACAAAGGAGGAGCGUGAGCAGAGCGCACGCAAGGAAAAUAUCACAGGGCCUCGUUCACGAUCCCCAACGAUUUUGGAAAUGUCUCCACAACUUAUUCAAAAAGAGUUAGAAUGUAUGGACUUAUCUCAAUAUGUGCGGAAAACAAACGCGGACGCCCUGCUGCAGACAGAAGAGCUGAGUCAGCAGCAGGCAAUGCAAAAGGCCGAAGAAGUUCAUCAGUUUCGACAGUAUAGGGCCAGAGUCUUAAGCAUUAGAGACAUUGACCAAGAAGAGCGGUUCAGGUUAAAGGAUGAAGUCCUGGAUAUGUAUGGGGAAAUGCGGAACUCUUUGGAUGAAGCCCGACAGAAGAUCUUCAAUAUCCGGGAAGAAUACAGAAACAAGUUGCUGGAAGCUGAACGCUUAAGGUUAGAAGCACUGGCUGCUGAGGAAGCCGCAGUUAAGAUGGAGUCAGAAAAGAAGACCCCUGUUCCAGAUACACAGAAAAAAAAGAAAGGGAAGAAAAAGUAACCAUAACCUGCUUCUGAAGAAGAAAAACUUUUUUUUCUUUUAAUUUUGUUGAUAAAAUAUUAGGCCAAUUGAAAAUAGAAGUUUUCUUAUUUUAGAAAUCGUUUCUAUAUUUUAAUGUUAACUUGUUAGCUUUUCUCAGAAAGCUAUAUUUGAAGCCAGCAGAGUUUUAAAUGUUCUAAUGUCAACAAAACUGGCUUCACAAUAGUUAGAAUAUAAUAAAAUGAAUGUGUCUCAGUCUGAACUGCCUACAUUUUUAAUUGGUAGUAAAAUGAUCAGAAAUGAGACAAGAUUGCUUUUGAAAAAUUCAGCAAUAAUGAGAAAAAUAGCUAUUGUGGUUAAAGGUGAUUUUGUCUUUAAUUUUAAAGGUUUUAAAAUACUUAAAAAUAUGCUUCAGAAUUGUCUUUUUUUUCUCUCUCUCUCUCCUUAAGUUGAAUUUAAUAAACUUUAUUCAUUGGACAAAAACUAUUCUGGGCUAGGCCGACCUACCCAAAGUGCGAGGAUUCUAAACCUGAGUGGUAAAUCAUGGUAACACAGGCAUGGAGAAUGUGAUCAUAAAAACGUUCC
This is a messenger RNA of Loxodonta africana (African savanna elephant), 5565 nucleotides long. RefSeq names its product androglobin (gene ADGB). The transcript is spliced from 36 exons. The record is from RefSeq and is a predicted model, not a curated record. The coding region runs from base 1 to 5001 and encodes 1666 amino acids. Gene Ontology annotation, biological process: proteolysis. Gene Ontology annotation, molecular function: protein binding; heme binding; calcium-dependent cysteine-type endopeptidase activity. NCBI's taxonomy places the organism in Eukaryota, Metazoa, Chordata, Mammalia, Proboscidea, Elephantidae.